UUGAUCAACCGUUACAAACAUUGUCACAUCUUUUUUUUAACCAUUUUGAAUAUAUCUUAUUCACAAUUUCCUCUUACUUUGCCUUUGAUCUGAGGAAUUCCAGUCAUCCAAAAUAAUGUCAUCCAUACAAUUAUAUCGAUUUAUCGUCUUUUGGGCGACGUUUAUAUCGAUUACAUCUGCUAUUGAUAGUAGUAGUGAUGAUACAUCAUUAUCAUCGACGACUGCUGUGCCAUUAUUGUCAUCAUCAGGAUCAUCAUUAGCAUCGACAACGGUAUAUUCAACGCCCAAGGCAUCAUCGUACCGAAGUAAUCAUCAUCAACAAGAGCAGAAAAAACCAUGGCCAAUACAAUCUGGUCCGAUCAAUUAUUAUCAAUUGGUUAAAUCAUAUAAUUAUCCAUCUCCAUUACCAGCAACAUCGAAAUCAUCACCGAGUCAAUCAUCAUCGAUAUCAUCGCUAAUGUCAAAUAUAUUCAGUCCAUUCAAUAAAGUAAUGAGUCGCCGUGUUGCCGGAGGAAAAUUAUUCUCAUUAGUCGAUCAAUUUAAUAGUCAUGGAAACAGUAAUAAUGUUCUUGCUAAUGCUGCUGCUGCUGCUGCCGCUGGUUCUGGCCUUGAAUAUCCCGGUUCUGUUGGUAAUAUAGAAGCAUUAAAUGAAGCCGUAAAUAAUGUCAUGAUGGGAUUGAAUGGCUUACAACCGAAUCAAGCUAAUCAACUAGCCGGUCAAUUGGGAUCUUAUUUAUCAGCUGCUGCAGCAGCAAGUGGCAUCGAUGCUAGUACUAAGAAUGGAAAGAAAUUAUUUGAUUUUCCUAAGCAAUGGUAUAAAUUAUUAAAUGAAAAACUAUCUGGAGCAUCCGAAGCUGCAUAUUCUGCUACGGUACCUUUAAAAGAAUCCUUAAUGAAUACGGUGAAAUCAUUCUACAGUUAUAUUAAGCCAAGUCGAUCACAAUCAUCUUCACCAUUUGGUGACGCAACUAGUAUGAUAGCUGAAGCAGCUGCAGCAGCCGCAUCACAAGAUUCUUUGAUGACAGCGGCACAAAAUUCACUUACUUCUGGCCAAAACCAGAAUAAUCCAAAACGUCGUCAAUCCGAUUCAUAUUCUGGCUAUUAUUACAAUAAUAUUAAUCAUCCAGGUAAAAUGAUUGCAACAUCUCAACAACAGCAUUAUCAACAAGCAUAUGCUCCACAACAACUUCCAUCGGCUGCUGCUUAUCAGCAAUAUUCUAAUGGCAGAUAUGCUUCACAUAACGGUGAAUACUCACCACAAUCAUCCCUUGGUUAUUCAAACGUCAAAGCCCAACCAACACAUCAAACUUCUCCAGUUAAAUCGAUCAAUGGUGAAAUGAUUGUCAUGGAAUCACAGGUCAGUCCAUCAACCGUCCACAAUUUGAAAAAACAAUACAUUCAAUAUAUGGGCAAACAACCGAUCGCUGCCACAAUGAAUCAACCAGUGUUUCAGAUGCCAACACAAUCAUCUUCAUCAUCUUCGGAACAACAACAAUCGGCAGCAAAAUAUGAUCAAAUGUUAAGUCAAAUGAUUCAACAAUCUAUUAAACAAUCUCAACAACAAUUGUUGAAUACCAAUUCACCUGUCUCUUCCGCCUCUACUCCUGCUGCUGCUAUCGGUUCUAAACAUCCAAAUGCAUUGUAUCAAAAAUCAAAAGAAAUUAUUUCAAGAUUUACGAAAAAACGUAUUCCAUCACAAUCAUUACAGUCACAACAACAAUAUGCUGCAGCUACAUAUAAUUCGAUACCAAUGAUGAACGAAUACGGUGUAUUUGGACAAAGACUUCCAAGCCAAACGAUAGCAAAAGUUGCCAAUAAACUUCCAUCACUUCCAUUGGUAUAUAAUUCGAAUAGCCAACAACAACAACAACGACAACAACAACAAAAGACUACAUCGCAACAAAAUACCAAACAACUUCAGUUCAGUCAACAACAACAACAAUCAAAUCGUAUUGAAUCGACACAAAGUUUGCCAUCAUCAGUAGAAUCACAACAGCAAUCGAAAGCGAAGAAUUCUCAACAUAGUUACUAUACUCAACAACCAAUGAAUCAAAGUCCAUAUGGAAUUCAACCGGUAUAUCCACCUCCACAGCAACAACAACAGCAACAUACAUCACCACAAGUAAUACCAUCAUCAAGUUCAACGGUAUCACCAAUGAUUACUAGUACAUCGGUAUCAAUAUCAAUGCAUCAUUCUAUUAGUUCACAAUAUGAUGAUCAUGAUGCGGGCGAUCAAUAUGGUGAUAAUAUGGAACAACAACAACAGGUUCAAUAUCAGCCACCAUCAUCAACAAAUAUUGAUCAUUUAAAAAGCUAUUUAGAUGUUAAUAAUCAAAAUUCAAAUACCGGUAGUGAUAUAAGCGUACAGAAUAAUCAAGGAUCUGUAUAUUAUUAUUAUGAUCAACCACAACAAUAUCAACAACAACAACAACAACAACAACAACAAACACCAACAACAAUCAGACAAAUAUCAUCAACAUGGAAUUCAACAUAUGAUCAGAUUUAUGCAAUUUUAAUAGAAGAAUUGAUCAUCAUCAAACAACAACAACAACAACAACUUGCUAUAGCAAUCAAGCUAUGA
Molecule: messenger RNA, 2581 nt
Organism: Dermatophagoides farinae (American house dust mite)
Lineage: Eukaryota; Metazoa; Arthropoda; Arachnida; Sarcoptiformes; Pyroglyphidae
Source: RefSeq, a predicted model, not a curated record